CAAAACUGGAAACACGUUUUUGGUCAAAUAAAAUUGAAUUUCUUUAAUUUCUAUAUUCGGUAAAUCGGAAGUAACUCCUCAAAAAAUGGGUCGAAAGGAUAAAAACAAAAAGAAAGGAUUGGGAGCGGAGAAAACCUCGAUGAAGACGGAUAAAAAAGCAAUCGCGAAGCAGAAGAAGUUACUAACGAAACUUGGCGAGGAAGACAUCGAAAACAUUGUCGCCAAGUAUGAGACGAAGGACACCAAGUCGUCGGAUCUGACCGAGAUCGUAUGUCCUCCUCCGACGGCCCGCGUUAACGUGGGUAUCUGUGCGCAUCCGGCCGAGCGAGAGGAGAUCUUUUUACACGGAGGCGAAUUCUACAAUGGCCAACAGACCACGAUCUAUGGAGACUUUUACUCGUACAACUUACCGAAGAAGGAAUGGAAAGCGCUGCGAUCCUCGAUCUGUCCAGCACCGCGCAGUGGCCACCAGAUGGUUUCGGUGGCUACGGAUGGAGGCCAGAUCUGGCUGUUUGGCGGAGAAUAUGCAUCACCCUCGCAGCUACAGUUCUAUCACUACCGGGAUCUGUGGGUGUAUCGUAUGGCCAGCAAGCAGUGGGAGAAGUUGAACGCUCCGAACGGACCAAACGCCCGAAGUGGUCACCGGAUGGUAGUGAGCAAGAAGAAGCUCUUUGUAUUCGGUGGCUUUCACGAUAACAAUGCCUCGUAUCGGUACUUCAACGACCUUUACGCCUUUUCCCUGGAGACCUACAAUUGGACCAAAAUCGAAACAAGCGGCAGCGUUGCUCCUCCGCCCCGGUCCGGUUGCUGUAUGGUUGCCACGGGUGACGGUAAAAUUCUGGUUUGGGGUGGCUACUCGAAGACGACGGUCAAGAAGGAGGUUGAUCGAGGUACGACACACACCGAUAUGUAUGCCUUGGUGCCGAAUGAUAAAAGUGAUGCGAAAGCAGCCGGGUCCAGCUAUAAGUGGACCAGUGUGAAGGCCGGUGGAAAGAAGCCAGCUCCCCGCAGCGGAAUGGCCGUCGCUAUGGCACAGAACGGCAAAGCGUACGCAUUCGGAGGUGUGAUGGAUACGGAGGAAGAUGAAGAGGAUGUAAAAGGUCUUUUCAGCAGUGAGCUGCACGUACUGGAUACUGCAGCCUCCACGUGGCGGAAGCUAGAAGUGGGCGCCAAGGCACGCAAGCCUGAGAAAGCCAAUUCGAAACCGGUAGAACCGGCAGAAUCUGCCAAGGUGGUUUCAGAUGAUGGUAUCUUCACCAUGACGGUUGGAGGUGCCAACAGUGGGGGCCCCAGUAGCACGGCUAAAAGUGGAGCUAGCGAUCUGGAUCUCGGUGGUCCUUCUCCUCGUAUGAAUGCCGCCAUUGUCGUGUGCAAAGGACAACUGUUCGUAUACGGAGGACUAUUCGAAACUGGCUCAAGACAGUAUACUUUAAGCGAUCUCUAUUCGCUCGAUUUACAUAAAUUGGAUGCCUGGAAAACACUGAUCGCCAACAGCUUGAACUCCAGCGAAUGGCUUGGCUCGGACAGUGAAGGAGAAUCUUCAAGCGAUGAAGAUGAUGACGAUGAUGAUGAUGAUGAUGAUGAUGAUGAUGACGAUGACGAUGACGACAGUUCAGAAGAUUCCUCCGAAAUGGACACGGAUUAAAUAAAAGAAACCGCUUUGAAGCAGCACUUUCCAAUCCAUAAGCAACAAGCGUUCUUCGUUUCUCAUCUACACAGGAAUACAGGAGUCACUCUUCUAUCUACAGCUAAGGUCUU
Molecule: messenger RNA, 1758 nt
Organism: Anopheles darlingi
Lineage: Eukaryota; Metazoa; Arthropoda; Insecta; Diptera; Culicidae
Product: kelch domain-containing protein 4
Exons: 3
Coding region: 86-1645 (519 amino acids)
Molecular function (GO): protein binding
Source: RefSeq, a predicted model, not a curated record